Molecule: messenger RNA, 993 nt
Organism: Balaenoptera musculus (blue whale)
Lineage: Eukaryota; Metazoa; Chordata; Mammalia; Artiodactyla; Balaenopteridae
Gene: RGCC
Product: regulator of cell cycle
Exons: 5
Coding region: 182-595 (137 amino acids)
Biological process (GO): regulation of cell cycle
Cellular component (GO): cytoplasm
Molecular function (GO): protein kinase activator activity; protein kinase binding
Source: RefSeq, a predicted model, not a curated record
GGAAAGAUCUGGCGGGCGGACGGCGCAGGCAGCGGCGCGGCGGGAGCGCAGCCGGGCGAGGGGACAGGCAGAGCGGGACGAGGCCAGGAGAGGGGACGGGCGGCCUCAGCGGGAGCGUCUGCACGAUCCCCGCGCCCAGACCUCACAAGACCCCGCGACGCGCGCCGGGCCUAGCCCGCCCAUGAAGCCGCCCGCCGCGCAGGGCAGCCCCGCGGCCGCCGCGGCCGCAGCCCCGGCCUUGGACUCGGCCGACGCGGGGGACCUGAGCGACGCGCUGUGCGAGUUCGAUGCGGUGCUGGCCGACUUCGCGUCGCCCUUCCACGAGCGCCACUUCCACUACGAGGAGCACCUGGAGCGCAUGAAGCGGCGGAGCAGCGCCAGCGUCAGCGACAGCAGCGGCUUCAGCGACUCGGAGAGUGCAGAUUCACUUUAUAGGAACAGCUUCAGCUUCAGUGAUGAAAAACUGAAUUCUCCAACAGACAGCACUCCAGCUCUGCUCUCUCCCGCUGUCCCUCCUCGGAAAGCCAAACUAGGAGACACGAAAGAGCUAGAAGACUUUAUUGCUGAUCUCGACAGAACCUUAGCAAGUAUGUGAAGCAAGAAGGUCUGGGUCCUUUCAUCAUAAGGCAGAAGCUUCAGAGAGCUCUGAGGACCUGAUAAAAUCAGCUACAGAAUUUGCUGCUGGAGGGACCAGAGAUGCUACUCAUCUACCACCAGGCCAUUCUCAUUCUCAUCCUAAAAAUGCCUUUGGGCUCAUCUCUGGGCAAGUUAGAAAUUGACUUUGUUUACCUGCUUGCAGAGUAUUAGAACAGAUGACUCAUGCUAAUGUUGUAUUUCCUCUUAAAACAUAGCUUUUCUGUAAUUUAAAGUGCUUUUAUGAAAAUAUUUGUAAUUAAUUAUAUAUAGUUGGAGACAGUACUAUGCUUUUCCCAUUAUAAUAUAUUUUUGUAUGCAAAUAAAGUUUGAACUGGAAGUCUGUCUUUUGUAAGCUUU